Messenger RNA from Aspergillus campestris IBT 28561, 2636 nucleotides. RefSeq lists its product as uncharacterized. Gene Ontology annotation, biological process: septin cytoskeleton organization. The coding region runs from base 116 to 2509 and encodes 797 amino acids. Gene Ontology annotation, cellular component: cytoplasm; plasma membrane; endocytic vesicle. The record is from RefSeq and is a predicted model, not a curated record. Lineage: Eukaryota; Fungi; Ascomycota; Eurotiomycetes; Eurotiales; Aspergillaceae. The transcript is spliced from 5 exons.
GACUCGGUCCCAGGCCAAUGACGGAGCAGCGCUCGGGUAAGAACCAUUGAAACAUGCUCCCCCUUACUCUCCGCUCGGAGGGGUCGCGCCCCGGAGGAUCACGAUCACGAGCACGAUGCUGAUGUGCGGGUUCGCGGAGGGCAGAAUCUUCCAAAUUCCAUGGCAGCGCAUCACCAAUGCCGUCGAGACUAUCGCGGCGUCGCACGAGACCUAUGCGCAGAAGAUCGAUGAGGAUGUGGAGCGGCCACUGAAGGAGUACAGCAGCAAGAAUCGAGAACUGGCCUCGAUGCCGGGUGUCCAGAGCGAUCUGGCUUCCUUGGCGAAGAGCUUGGAGGCGUCCCAAAAGAAGGUGGAAAAGGCCAAGGACAAGGGCCCCAAAGGCGCCGACAGGUUGGCCAGCGCGGUCGCGACCUCCGAAGAAAUCAGUCAGCAAUGGGAUUCGAGAGCGCCCUUCGUGUUCGAGCAGCUGCAGGCGGCGGAUGAGACCCGCUUGAACCAUCUUCGCGAUGCCCUGACCCAGUUAGAGACCCAUGAGGUCGAUCAGGUGGAGCGCUGUCGCCAGGCAGCGGAAAGCUGUCUCAAUGUGCUACUCAACGUCGAGACGGCCGAUGAGAUCAAGACGUUUGCUGCCAAGGUGAACGGCGGACGGCCAGUUGUGUCAAGGAGGCAGCAAGCCGCUUCUCCUCCACCUGUGGCGCCUGUGGCGCCUCUGGCGCCCCCGCCGCGCAUUCAGGACGACGCUGCUAGCCAGCACUCGGAGGCUUCGAAUCCUGUCCGGACACCGCCUGCCCCGGAGCCUCAGCCCCGACACAACACUACUCUGGGUGGCCUCAGGCGCCUGGGCACUGUGAUGAACCGAAGAAAAAGCAUGGUGCAGCCUUCAGGCGGUGUCUUCUCAGAAAGGAAACACCGGAGCCCAUUUGCGUCGUUCAAGAGGGGCGACUCGUCUCGGGAAAUGCAGAUCCCAGAAUCCCCCCCUGACGGGACCGACCGUCCUGAUACCGCCAUCACCGCACAGAGUGACGCGACACGUCUGCCGAGCGAGUCUCAUGAUCGCGAGGGAAUCAGUGCCCUCUCGACCAGCCCGGUUCCACCGCCGGCCCCGGCAACCUCGAAUGGAACGGCACUACACGACGCGCCUACCGAGAUUGGUCUUCUGAAUCCACCGGCAAGCGAACCACCGCGAGUCGACUCGGAAGGCUAUACGGAACGACCAUCCACCAUUGACGAGAUCACGCGGCUUCAACGUGAAGCAGCCGGCUUGGACGAGCAGGCCAUCAAUCUGACCAUCCGGGAGCAACCCAUCUUUGAAGAUGAGAGCCAAGCGAAACAGGCCAUGGACGAGAUGGCUAACCAAUUGAGAUUGCGAGCCCCACAGAGUGGGAUGAGACGCAACGCUGGUACCAUCCGCGGUCGACGCGAUGUCCGCAACACCGUGUUCAUCCCUAACCCGACCGGUCCGGAACUACCUACUUUGCAUUCGGGUGGCGACCCGGGCUCUAUGCCCACUUCGCCGGCCAUGCCGAUCAAGCAUGUCACGUCGCCGAGCACGGCCACUGACGACCAUGCGAUGUCAGAUACCACCUCGAUUCGCUCUUCCCACACCUUGCACAGUAUCUCCGGCCCCGUCGCGCAUCCAGAUCUCCACGAACCCGGCCUGAAUGCCUCCGUCGUCGAGACGGUGAAUGCGUGGUUCUCCGAGGGCGCGGUGACGAAGGCGUUCGUGGUCGGAGAGCUCGCGCUGGCAUACAACGCCGCGAGCACAUUCCCCACGGACAAUACUCGAGUGCGUCUGAACAACUUCCAGGUGCUGGAAAAGGUCGCCGCGAACCCGCAUUUUGUGCAUGAAGUCGCCGACCAGUCCGACGAUAAGAGAGGCGAAUACAGUAUCCAGCUGGCCAGCAUUGCCCGCCAAUCACCAACCGUGGCGUUCAAGUAUCAAUUGCAUAUCGGCCCGUCGGAGGCGUCGGCCCACUGCCCCGUAAUCUUCAAGCCAGCAUGGAAUAUCGAGGAGUUCCAGGCCAGCGUCAUUGUUUUCUACUCCCUGAACCCCUCCUUUACCUCCGCAGGCAACUCCAUCACCCUCCGCAACCUGGUCCUGACCGUCAACCUGGAUACGUCGCCCGAGGAGGACCGUGAGGUGGUCCACGCCACGAACGCCGUCAUGUAUCCCAACACCGGGGCGGCCUUCCGCCGCAAGCAGUCCGCCGUGGUGUGGAAGCUCCCGGAGCUGGAGAUCAAGCCCACCGAAGGGAAGCUCCUCGCGCGGUUCACCACGUCCAGCAGCUGGCCGCGGAAAGGAAAGGUCGAGGCCAAAUUCGAGGUGCCCACCAUUGACGCUGGCUCGCGACUGGGGAUCAGCGCCGCUGGGCCAUCCCAGGAGACGGGGCCAAAGGCAUCUGACCCCUUUGCCGACGACGGCACAGGAGUACAGCCUCCGUCGACUCCUUCCUGGAGCGAAGUCUCGACAGUCCGCAAACUGGUGGGCGGCAAAUACGUUUCUUCAUAGACCACAUACCCUUCCGCCCGCCUGCUUUGGCGCUCUUCCAGGAGAUUGAACCCAGUCUCCAAUCUCCAGCCUUCCUCAUACUUAGCAUGUGGCCCAACAACGACCGAUCUGAUCACCUGACGAAUGA